Molecule: messenger RNA, 689 nt
Organism: Saccostrea cuccullata (small rock oyster)
Lineage: Eukaryota; Metazoa; Mollusca; Bivalvia; Ostreida; Ostreidae
Product: complement C1q tumor necrosis factor-related protein 3-like
Exons: 4
Coding region: 99-428 (109 amino acids)
Molecular function (GO): protein binding
Source: RefSeq, a predicted model, not a curated record
UUAAACAACAGGUGGCAGAAGAAAAUGUAUAAAAGAAAGUGAUGUUCUCUGUUCAUAUGAGUUGCUGACAACCAGAGAAGAGACGGAUAAUCAACAUAAUGUUUGUUAGAGUGUCUUACCUGUGUCUGGUCGGCUUGGUUUUGUUUGUGGCGUUGGAGACAGUUCUUUCGGAGGAAGAAAAUAUAAAGAAUCCUGACACCAGUGCACUUUUUAAAAGACGAUUGUCGAUGAGAGGAAGAAGGGUGGCCUUCACUGCAUAUCUCGGUAAUCAGAAAAUAAAGAGCAACAAGCAAGUCAUAAGAUACUCUCGUAUAGCCCUCAACAUAGGGAGAGCGUACAGACGUGGUAUUUUCCGCGCCCCCUCAAAUGGAGUGUAUGUCUUCUUCUUCACAUCCAUGCCACAACGAGGCAAAGGAGACGCUCUUUAGUUGAUGAAAAAUGGAAGACGAGUGGUCGAGUCUGUGUCCGGAAGAGUGUCGUCAGCUUACAACAUGGGAAGUAAUAUGGCAAUCCUGUACCUACGGCGACGCAACAAGGUUUGGGUUCAAACUUCCCCGACUUGGAAAUUCUCAAAGAUAUACAGAUACCAGUACUCAGCCAAUUCCUUUUCCGGCUUUCGUCUGUAUUAGUCAGUAGUAUGACAAAAAGCUGAUGCAAAAUAUAAUAAAUGAUUAAUCAUUAAAAAUAAA